Messenger RNA from Zasmidium cellare ATCC 36951, 405 nucleotides. RefSeq lists its product as uncharacterized. The transcript has 2 exons. Gene Ontology annotation, molecular function: transmembrane transporter activity. Bases 1 to 405 code for a protein of 134 amino acids. Lineage: Eukaryota; Fungi; Ascomycota; Dothideomycetes; Mycosphaerellales; Mycosphaerellaceae. The record is from RefSeq and is a predicted model, not a curated record. Gene Ontology annotation, cellular component: membrane.
AUGGCUCCCGCUAACGAGCAGAUACACCAUGUGAGCCUGGAUGUGGAAGAUGCUCCUGAGAAGCCUCUUUUCCUACCGUGCGCGUAUUCGUUUUCGGCGGCGAAUCAGGCUGGGCACACGAAGAAGGUAACAAUGAACGCCAUCCUCCUCAUGUCCUUCUGCCUAGGCAACAUCCUCGGCCCGCUCACCUUCCGCGACGAAGACGCCCCCUCGUACACCCCGGCCAAGGUCACCAUCGUGGCCGUCGACUCCGUCGCCAUCGUGCUGACGCUCGUGUUGCUGGCGUGGUAUGUGUGGCAGAACCGCAAGCGGGAGAAGCAGACGGCGGGGAUCGAGCAGGAGCCGGAUGUGGAGUUUGCGGAUUUGACGGAUCGUGAGAAUGCGUGGUUUAGGCAUAAGUAUUGA